CACUCUCACUCUCACUUACACCUAAAGGUUCAAACCCCAAACGUUCAAACCCUCACACCCUCACACCAUCGGGGGCAGAAAUUAAAAACGUCGUUGUGAUCGCUUUCGCGUAUCGAUGAUGGCCGGGGGAGUGGAAUCGUGGUCUCCGUCGCCGUCGCGCCUGAGGGAAUAGGAGAAGGGAAAGUGGUGGUUGUUGGAGGAGCGAUGGUAAUGGCCUUUCCGUUGGAUGACAGUGGUGCGACGUCGUCUUCGUCCUCAUCUUCUUCUUCGCCCUUUCUUCUCCCUAUCUCCGACCAAUUAGGGUUUUCAAUUUCAUUUCACAGAGUCACCACGCGGACCAUUUCCCCUUCAAUGGCGCUUUGAAAACCAAUAUUCAUGUAUUGUAUGGGAGGCCUUGCUGAAUACUGUGUUGUGCCAGCACAUGCCUUGUCUAUUUUGCCCAACUCGUUGCCAUACAUAGACUCUGCAAUUCUAGGAUUUGCAGUUUUUACUGCUUAUGGUGCUAUGGCCCACGCAGUUGAGGUGCGUCCUGGGGAUUCUGUUGCUGUGAUUGGAAUUGGAGGUGUUGGUUCAAGUUGUUUGCAGAUAGCAAGAGCUUUUGGUGCCUCUGAUAUUAUUGCUGUGGAUGUUCAGGAUGAGAAACUGCAGAAAGCCAAGCAAUUUGGAGCCACUCACACAAUAAAUGCAAUUCUAGAAGAUGCUAUUGAAAAGAUAAAAGAAAUAACAGGGGGAGUGGGUGUAGACAUUGUUGUGGAAGCCUUGGGAAAACCACAGACAUUUUUCCAAUGUACACAAAGUGUGAGAGAUGGAGGAAAAGUUGUAAUGGUUGGACUUACACAAAUUGGUGCUAUGGGCGAGGUCGAUAUAAACCGUCUUGUUCGUAGAAAGGCAGAUUGUGGAGUUAGUGGAUUUUGCACACUCUCAAGGAGUUGUCUUAAAUGACUUACGGCCAUCUUGUUUCUUUUUACUGCAAUCAAGUAGAGUUAAAUACACUGGUUCUUCUACUUGAUGUGAGAGAAUUAGAGGGUGUGAUGUGUCAAGAAUCAUUUCGGAAAAGGCCAUUGGAACAAAAUGAGCAUGCCUACCUUAGUUUGGGUGCAAAGCAGCGAAGAAUAUGUGAGGAAAUGAAUUCUAUUAAACAACAGCCUUACUUCAUGACUAAUGGUGGCUUCAGUACUAAAUCAAUGAAAGAGACUGAAAUUUCAAUCACUGGUCCAGAAGAUUCAGGACAAACUGAACUUCAGUCUCAAAACAAUUCCAGCUGCCAAAAUAAAUCACUGGCUGCACAGCAGACUAGAUUUUUAUGAUUCAUGUUGUUACUUUCAAAAAUUGAAAAUAACCCAGCUGCUAAAGUACAGUUGAAUAAAGUUUUUUUUAUUUUAAUUUUAUGUCUUGGCCUUUUCAAGUUCCAAUGAAUGACAAUUCCUUGUUCAUUUCUUUUCUCAGAACCCCAAGUUCUGGUAAUGAAAUUUUAGGACGAUUUGAAAUUCUGGGUUUUGUGAAUUUUUCAAGAAAGCAGUGUGUGAGGCGGCUCCAACUAAGAAAGUAGACUCAGCUGCAAAGAGGGCUCGUCAAGCUGAGAAAAGG
Molecule: messenger RNA, 1587 nt
Organism: Quercus robur (English oak)
Lineage: Eukaryota; Viridiplantae; Streptophyta; Magnoliopsida; Fagales; Fagaceae
Exons: 5
Coding region: 376-942 (188 amino acids)
Source: RefSeq, a predicted model, not a curated record